GGUUGAUGUUUACCGCAGCCGUAUUCUGGCGUCGUCCCGUAGCUGUCAGCGUGGGGACAGGCAGGAGGGGAUCUAUGCCAGCCAAUGUACACAGACAUCUCACAGAUCUGACAUCCAUCGCUGCCUUCUUUCUAGAGCUCCCAGCACUGCGUGCUGCUGCUGUGUGGGAGGACUAUGUUGUACCUCAUUGGUUUAGGCCUUGGGGAUGCUAAGGAUGUGACAGUGAGGGGCCUGGAGGUGAUCAAGAGCUGUUCCCGGGUCUACCUGGAGGCAUACACCUCUAUACUCACCGUUGGCAAAGAGGUCUUGGAGGAAUUUUAUGGACGUGAGCUGAUCCUUGCUGACAGAGAAACUGUAGAACAAGAUGCGGAUGAAAUCCUCAGAGAUGCUGCCGUUAGUGACAUAGCCUUCCUGGUGGUUGGUGAUCCUUUUGGGGCUACAACGCACAGUGACCUGGUACUGCGAGCAGCCAAGGCAGGAAUCCAGCACCGGGUCAUACAUAAUGCCUCCAUACUUAAUGCUGUGGGUUGCUGCGGCCUUCAGCUGUAUAACUUUGGAGAGACCGCUUCCAUUGUCUUCUGGACAGACUCUUGGAAGCCGGAGAGUUUCUAUGACAAAAUCCGGAGGAACAGACUCAGUGGAAUGCACACUCUGUGCUUGUUAGACAUCAAGGUGAAGGAGCAAUCAAUAGAAAACCUUAUGAAGGGAAAAAAGAUUUUUGAUCCACCUCGUUAUAUGACUGUGAAUCAAGCAGUGGAUCAGCUUCUGCAGAUUGUGCAGAACCGGAGGGAGCUGGGAGAGGAGCUAGCUCUGACGGAGAACACAAUAUGCGUGGGUCUGGCUCGCGUUGGGGCAUCAGACCAGCGCAUUGCAGCAGGCACCCUGCAGCAACUCAGAGCGGUUGAUUUUGGCGCGCCUCUUCAUUCAUUGGCGAUUAGCGGCUGCAUGCAUCCCCUGGAACUGGACAUGCUCAGACUCUAUUCUGUGGACCCCUCUUGUUUUGAUCAGAUUAAUGUAGAGGACAGCUCAACAUAUCUGUCUUCAUAGACACUUUAUGAAAACAAGCUGUGCAUCACUGUACAAACUGCAGCAGCUACCCUGUGUGUGUGUGUGUGUGUGUGUGAGCACAAACAGUGCUUUGUAUUUGUGCCAAUGUGCUACUGUGUCCCUCUAACCAGUAUAGCCAUAUACUAAGGAUGCACCAGCUCCACGUGUUUGCCUUUAUCAGUAAACUUGGGUAAAGAGCAGAUUUGUAUAGCUAAAAAUAGCAGCCAAUCAGAAUUCAGCUUUUGGCUGUUUAGCGUAGUCACAAAGACUAAAGAUACUGAUUAAUAGCGCAAGUUGCUCCAUUUUGCACACUGCUCUUUGCCUUACUAUAUGAAGGCUUUUCAGCACGAUGGUUCUAUCAAAUUUCACAAUACAAAGAAUGGAGGUGUGCAGCAACCAAUCAGGAAUUGGCAUUCAGUGGCUUAGAGCGGGCUGAUAAAACCUAAUUACGUAUUGGUUGAUGUGACGCAACACUGAUUGUGAAGUGCUCCGCAGUAAAGCUGACUACAUUCUGAAAUGGAUAGCUUAGAUAUUCCUCUAAUGACUUUAGGCUAAGUUGGUGGAUCUUCAGAUACAUUCAUCAUUGGACCAAGUUGCCUGAGCUGUUACACAGAACUGUAUGUACUGGUAAAGCUGGUGCUGAUAGUUCUAUGUUUAAAGCCCAACUCCAGCCAAAACCUUUUUAGGUUUAUACAAA
This is a messenger RNA of Nanorana parkeri, 1744 nucleotides long. It is a transcript of the gene DPH5, whose product is annotated as diphthamide biosynthesis 5. Bases 175 to 1047 code for a protein of 290 amino acids. Lineage: Eukaryota; Metazoa; Chordata; Amphibia; Anura; Dicroglossidae. Gene Ontology annotation, molecular function: diphthine synthase activity. The record is from RefSeq and is a predicted model, not a curated record. The transcript is spliced from 7 exons. Gene Ontology annotation, biological process: protein histidyl modification to diphthamide.